AUGAAAGAGGCAUGGGAAUCAUCAAAAUCGCCCGUGCAGCAAGCUUUUCAAAAACACUUCACACCGUCGCUUGAGGACGCCAAAGAGCCUCCAGAAGAUCCGCUGGCGACAAUCAGUGACCACGUGGCCAAGAUGCGAGAAUGCAAAAUUCCAUCUGAUUCUGUUGUCGAGGCUCGGAGGGACUUCGCCCUACACCUGCAACUGCUACGGGACAUUUGCCGCACCGUCACGCUUCGCCUUGAGGAAUUGAAGUGGCUUGUAUAUAUGAACGAGGAAUUCGACGUGCCCGUCCCUGUACCUGGCCAUGAUGAGCCUUAUAGUUACCCUGAUCUUGAAGCGCCCGUCGCUUGA
Molecule: messenger RNA, 351 nt
Organism: Eimeria mitis
Lineage: Eukaryota; Apicomplexa; Conoidasida; Eucoccidiorida; Eimeriidae
Exons: 2
Coding region: 1-351 (116 amino acids)
Source: RefSeq, a predicted model, not a curated record